ACCACACCUUUUGUUUCAAAAGUGCACAUUUUUUUAAAUCUACAAAUGUAAUAGUUUUAUUUGUAAAAUAUAUAACUUUGGUUUAGUUUGUCUUGUUGAAGCCCAGGUGUGCUGGAUAUACAGGGUAAAGACAGUGCCAUUGAGCUCUUUGUAGAGAUUUCGAGAAGGAUGUUUGCUGCAACAUACUGUAGAGAAGAUAAUUGCCUGGAUGGUUUUACCAAUACCACUCAAUAAAGAUCUCUAAUAUGUACAUAAUACAAAAUAUUCAGCAUCAAAUAUGGGUAUUUUCAAACAAAACCUCUUAUGUAAUAUUGAACUGUGCUGUGCUGUUAAAUGUGAUUAUAUUGAUUUCUGGAUAAAGUCCAAAUAUAAGGACUGUGUAGCUGCAGCAAAACAAUUGUGCUCUAACACAACCCAAAUCUCCGCAAGAUUAGAUUUCAAACUUACAGUGAAGAGAGCAAUGUAUCGUAUGAAAUGGCCUUAAAACUUAAACAUGCAAUUUCUUUCUCCCUCACAUUUAUUUUACCUCAAUUUUUUUCAUUCGCUUGUACUGCAUAAUGGAAUUGCAGUAUUAGAUUAAUUAUAAAACUAAUAGAUUCAGAUUAACUUUUAAGCACACUAGUUUCUUAGAAAAUGGUGUUGCAUUGCAGUUAUACUUCAGCACCGUCUGUAUCGUCUGCUUAUGUAUGGAUCUAUCCAUCCAUGACUGAUCUAACUGCUUUGUCCGUCUUGUCUGUCGGUGAGGAGUCUCUACAUUAAGUUCUGAGUUUUUUCUUACUGAUAUAUGUUUUUAUUUAUUGAUUUGGUUCCUGUUGAAGUGGCAUUCAUAGUGUAUUUCUGUUCAACUGUACCUCUCUUUCGACAUUCAGCAUCAUGCCAUUUGCUUAUUCUGUAUGUGUUGCUUUGGAGUAAAUAUAAUGUUGUCAUCUGUAAAGCUCUCUCUUUUCCAAGGGUCAGGUCUCUUUCAGUGCAGUAAAUUUGCAAUGCACCUGCAAUAAAUAGUGAAUAUUUAUUUGCUUUUAAAGUGAGAAAAUAACUCGAAAUACAACUACUGAUUUUGUAAAUAGAUAUAGAUAUUGAGUAAAUAGUGUGUAAUGUAUAGGCUAUUAAUUUAAAAUGGGAUUGACCAAUAUCUUGAAAUUACUGCCAAGUUAUCAAUACAUUGUUGUUUUAUUUCUCCCUUACUUUGCAUAUUAUUUUGAGAAAAGAGUUUUGUAGAAGAGAAGUAUUUUAAAAGCUAUUAAGACUGUUCUGUAAAAGGGAAAUCUCACAGUAUAUCCUGCUGAUCAUUUCAGUUGCCUUAUCAUCACAAACUGAUGGUGUAAGUAUAGAUAGUGAAGCAAAUUGCCAGCAGGAUUUUCAAUGAAAUGAAUGUUUUGUUGUUGUUGUUUUUAUUGUAAAUAAAUGCCCGGAGAACUUUACAGUCUAUUUUACAACUAUUCUUUUGCCCUGCAUCACGUCACGCAAUACAAACUCGGUAUUCUGUGUUUUUUUUUGCACACAAAUACAACAUUCCGAAUGCCUCAUUGAGAAAAUCCCUGCUGUGAUAUGUCUACAAACUGUAGAUGUUCCACUUCCCACCAUCUUAAUGAAAGCAAAGCGAGAAAGCCCCAUGAAUAAAUGAUUUGAUGUGGCUACCCACAAGUAUGUAAAACUAGAGCAAUCUAAAAGUGGAGGCUUCCCUUCUUGUACAACCGUGCGGCAUGGAAGAAAAAAACAUUGGGUUUUAAUGAGUCAAAAGGAUAUAAGACUGAGUUAUGACUGAAAUUGGCUUUCCAAAUGUAUUGGUUCACAAAAAGAUCAAGGAAUGGAUAAUAUGUUUAAAGUACUUCAUAAAUAGUUUUAGAAAUGUGCAGUUCUACAAUGUGAAAACAACACAAACAGAAAAGAAAAUGCUUUUUUUACACUGUCCUGAAUACGUUGUGCUUUAUGCAAAUAGAUGCUUGACUAUGUGCAGAGACAUUCAUACUAAGUAAAAAAGGUCAAUCUACAAAGUGAAGGUCAGUUUUUAUGCGUAAACGUCGGUAGUUGCUUGCUCUGUGAGUGCGUGUGCUGUAAGAGCCUUGGGGCAUGCUGGGUUGAUGUUAUCCUGGCAGAUGUUUUGAAUACACUGCACAUACUAUGCAUGUUAAUAUACAGCCUGGUUGUACUGGAAACACAGAUGAACCUAAUUUGGGGAUUUUAGUGCAUAAAAUAUGAUAUACGUAUAUAUUCUCAAUAUUUAUUUUGCAGCUGAUCUAUUCAUGUCAUACCUGUCAUUUCGAAAUUAUUUUUAUAAUUUUUUUGUAUUUUGCAUAAAACUGUUUACAUUCCACACCCUCCUUUACUCAUCUAGUGUUUAUGCAUGUCAUCUGACUACAUUGAGACGAACCCCACUUGCCACAAGUAGACUUUUCUGUUUCAUGUAUUUCUUCUGGGCUGCAGGAUUCCGUUUUUAUUUUCAAAUGUUUGCUGAGGUGAAUACUGAUGACAUGUUUUUCUGCAGAUAUUUAUGUGAGAGGUAUGUGGUCAUUGUGAUUAAAGUUAACAGACAGCUCCAUCCACCUCUGUAGUUCCUAAAUUACUGGUUGCUCAGUUAAUUUCCACCCUAGAUUGUAAGUAACCUCCAGUGGAAAUAUUAAUGUUGCUAAUCAUAGGUCCACACUGUAAUAUAAUGUUGAAAAAGAAUGUCUGUAAUUAGGUUGUAUGUAUCUUAUUUCUAAAUGUAGAAUAAUAGUAAGUACAAGUACAAUUCUUACUUAUUUUGUUAUAUGUGUGUUUUUCUUCUUCUUCUUCUGAUUAUUAUUGUCAUCAUUAUCAUUAUUGUUAUUGUUAUGUAAAGCCAAAUUGGUUCUCAUUCUCCCUCUCAGAGGAUCGAACUGCUCCGGCGGAACCACUUGUUCGCUCCGAGAAACAGGAAACGCAUUAACUUUGUGUUGCUCAACCCGGAAGUUGGCUUCUCGAGUCACAUUGAAGACGAAAAUCCCGGUCAAACGAAUAUCAGGACCAGUGACCACAGGACCAGUGACCAGUCAACUCAUCCCUGAUGACUUUAUCUGGAUGAUAAUUAACAAUGUUUACUUCAAGGGUUGUCUCCCGUUUAUUACGUAGAGCAACGUGUGCCCUUCAAGGCCAUGGAGACAUUUUGAAUGGAUGUGUACAACCGGUUCUUCCUGCUUACUGCUCUUCGCUACAACAAAAACUGAGAAACUACUCAACAGCAGCGGACAACACACCUCCUCCUCGAUGGGUACAACUUGAGCCAGAACUGGACGAGGCUCUUGUGCCACGUAAAAUGUCAGUGAGUCCUCUGGAGAGCUGGCUCUCCCUGCGCUACUCUCUCCCUUCCCUGCUGGAGGAUGCAGGGCUGCUGGAAGAGAAGGUGCUGCCUCCCAUCUCUGUCCCCGUUUUGGAGGAUGGAGAGGGUUCAGCAACACCCCUUAGCUGUAAGAAUGUUCUGGAGAUCCGACGGCGGAAGAUGAACCGACAUAAAUACAAGAAACUGCUUAAACGGACUAAGUUCUUGAGGAGGAGAGUGCAAGAAGGCAGGGGGAAAAAAAAGCAGAAACGAUUUGAGGAGGAUCUGAAGAGGAUUUGGACACGAGCUGGACUGAAGAAGGCUCCAGAAGGAUGGAGUGCACCUAAGAUCUUCAUUAAACAGCAUGGAAACAAAAGAGACUGAGAAACACUGACAGUUAAUCAAGUUUGGGUCACAUCCCUCACACAGGAUGCCUCUGCACACCUCACACCACACACUGCAGUUAAAACAAUCAGCCUACUCUCUGUUCUUUGCAGCUUAAUCGAAGCAUGUUUCAGUGAUAAGGAGAUAUUACCUGUGUACAAUUAUUUUUAACAAAGUGUACAUAAUCUAAUAAAGAUCAUUCUCUCUCAAGCCCGA
Molecule: messenger RNA, 3877 nt
Organism: Anarrhichthys ocellatus (wolf-eel)
Lineage: Eukaryota; Metazoa; Chordata; Actinopteri; Perciformes; Anarhichadidae
Gene: aurkaip1
Product: aurora kinase A interacting protein 1
Exons: 4
Coding region: 3053-3661 (202 amino acids)
Cellular component (GO): mitochondrion
Source: RefSeq, a predicted model, not a curated record